AUUUGUUUGUAGGCAAAAGUUUCUCUCUCCAUCAAGCAUCAGCUCGAUCUCCUCCCUUCCGCCUCUCUUUCUCCUUAAUAUUUACUUCUGAAAGUUUAAUUAGGAUAGGACCCUUAUUGUUUACAACUGUAAAGCAAGAAAGUUAGCUACCCUAAAGAUUGUUUGAUCUCCUUCUUGAUCACAACAACGUAAUUAAGAGCAUAGUAGGAAAUUAACAUUAACUGAUCAUCAAUGGAGGAGAUGUACGAAUUUGGUUAUAGCAGUAGUGAUGUUUACUCCGUCGACGACCAUCUGCAGCCGCCAUAUUUUGGAUCCCCGCCGGCAUUUUGCGAUGGGCUGGCCCCAAUGGGAUUUGGAUCCGGAAAUAUGUCGUGGGCGUGUCCAGAAACUUCAGCUGCUAAUUUAGUAGUUGAUAAAAUUGGGACGUCUUCUUCUAAUUUACAAUUAGAAGAUCAUCAUGAGACGGAUAUUAGAGCAAAGAUCUCUUCUCAUCCUUUGUAUCCUAAGCUUCUUCGUACUUACAUCGACUGCCACAAGGUAGGAGUGCCAUCUGAUGAGAUUGUUGAUAUGUUGGACAAUAUUAAUAUUGUCCACGAAAAUGAUCUUUCUAGGAGAUCAAAUCGACUGAGCGACGAUUCUGAGCUGGAUGCUUUCAUGGGAACUUACUGUGAUGUGUUAGCAAAGUUCAAGUCGGAUCUUGAAAGGCCUUUCAAUGAAGCAACUACUUUUCUUAAUGAUAUUGAAACUCAACUUACCAAUCUCUGCGCUGCUCCGGCCACUACAAUUAGCAAUAUCUCAGGUCAGUUUCUCUUUAAUUAUAUUAUAUAUAAACGCCUACGUCUAGCAGCAGUUAAUUUGUUAGCUUUAGUUCAUCGGCAUGUUAGCACAUGGAUUUACUACAUGAAAUGAAUGCCUUUUAAUUUCCUUAAUACUCCUGUAUGUGAGACACUCUUUCUAUUUUGCUCUAGUAUCAGUUACUAAGAUUUCAGUCAUAUACACUGACCCUUAUUAAUCGUCCUGCAAAUUAGUUAACCUAAUUAAUUUUUGAGUUUCUAUCAUCAGUCAUUGCACAUUUUUUGGGUGAAUUGUGCUCAUCCUCCCGACUUGAGGGGUUUAGAGACCAAUUAAUUUAGCAAAGAAAUGCUACCUAAAUAUAGGUCUCAAUCUCUAAAUCUUACUACCCCGCAUUUAGCAAGACUUCGACAUUAAGCUAAAACAGCAAAGGACUAGGUAAACGCUACAUUGAUGAUGAGGGCUCUUUAAAUUGAUGUCAUUUUAAUUUCUUAAUAGAAAUUGCUCUGGUUAAGGUGUGGCAUCAAAGGUCGAUUGUUCAAUUGAUGUGUUUUACUUUCUUUUUUAGUUUGUCUAGGAAAUAUAUUUUUUCUGUAUUUACUCCCUCCGUUUCA
Nicotiana tabacum (common tobacco) is the source of this 1406-nucleotide messenger RNA. The record is from RefSeq and is a predicted model, not a curated record. Lineage: Eukaryota; Viridiplantae; Streptophyta; Magnoliopsida; Solanales; Solanaceae.